AACAGUUUAUAUUUCUGUGAAGACUACUUUGGUUGGCCUGGCAUCGAAACAUUUCUCAACGAUCCUAUGUUGUCGUCCUCAUCGAUGCCGUCAUCGUAUUUCUUGGACUGGGAGGACGAACACAAGGAAACGGCCGCCACUGUUGCAGCCGCCGGGAGCCGCGACGGAGUGGAGAAGUGGUCGCCGGCGGCGCCCAGCAAGAAGCCCAGAAGCAGACAUCAUCGCGGUGGUAGCAAAGCUCAGACAUUGUCAAGAGAGACCAUAUCGAAGUACUUCAAUGUGCCGAUAUCGAAAGCCGCCAAAGAGAUGAACGUUGGGCUGACGCACUUGAAGCGGAGGUGCCGGACGUUGGGCAUCCGCCGCUGGCCCCACCGCAAGCUCGCCAGCCUCCAAACGUUAAUCCACAAUGUCCAGGAGCUGGUGGGGGAAGGAGGAGACGCGGCGGGGAAGGAGGAGGCGGUGGAGGUGCUGGAGAUGGAGAAGAGAAAGAUGGAAGAAAAUCCAGACAUGGAACUUGACGAGACCACUAAAAGGUUGAGGCAAGCUUGUUUCAAGGCUAACUACAGACGGCGGAGGCUCAUCCAAGAAUUUAAUUAGCUAGAUUUAAACUGAUUGAUUUGAUGUUUUUUAAUGAUGAUGAUGUUGUUCAGUUACUCCAUAUUUUGUUGUUUUUUUUUUGGUGGGGCUGACGAGUGACGACAAUGUGUAAGAUUUAAUCUUGGUUUAAUUUUGUACAGUAAUCAGUUAAUUAAUGCGCAAACACGAG
Molecule: messenger RNA, 766 nt
Organism: Cuscuta campestris
Lineage: Eukaryota; Viridiplantae; Streptophyta; Magnoliopsida; Solanales; Convolvulaceae
Source: the annotation of a GenBank genome assembly